AAAACUCCAAACUCAUCUCUCCCGUCCGCCAACUGCCUCAGCUUACUUCAACUUACACAGUACUUGCAGAAAGCGGCUGGAAAAAAAAAAAAUCCGAUUACUAUAAAUUAACCUCCCAUGCCUAUCUCGCAUUUCGUAUUGGGACUGUCCGCCCGUUGUCCAGAACUAUUAUCUUCUUAAAAUAAGCCAAAAUCUGGCAUAACUAAAAGAAUAGUGGUUUUGAGAGAAAGUGCGCUCACUUCUCCUUUCCUUUCACUUCGGUUUUUCUCGAGUUUUACAGUUGUGAUUUUGAGUAUCUCUAUCUCUCCGUCAGAUGCUCCGAUACUUCAUCUGGGUAUCAGGCUGCCCUCAGUACUGAGGAUUUGUGUGUUCCUGUGAAUAAUUAGGGGUAAUUUUUUUUUUUUUUUUAAUUUUUUUUUUUUUUCGAGACACGCCCAGGGCGGGGUGAUGGGAUGGUUAUGACAUCCUCAUCUUAAUGGCCUAAGAAUAACAGAAGAUGCAGUCCGCGCAGAUUUGAUUGACUGUGGCUGUGAGAUAUCACGGUGGGCUCUCGUCGCGAUUCAGUCUCUUCGUGUCUCCUUAGGCCUAUUGUCUUUUAUCUCAUGUUUAUCUCUUUAUAUUUCCUCUAAAGAAGCUAUCUUGUCCCUCACGAUACGUUCCCUUAAGCCGUAGGACGCAACCUUCUACGGCUUGAUCCUGGUCUGGUGCCUUUGUCCUGAUUCACCGUCCCCCUCCAAAAAAAGGCUAUAAGAAUAGAAGCUCGAAUCAAGUCAUCCGGGGAACUAUGGCAUCAAAUUCAAGGACUGGGUUGGUGAACUUGCCGAAAGAGGUAUUGAUAUAUUUUUGAACUAACAAGUGUGUGGAUUUCCUCUCUAUGACUUACUAACUCUCAGCAACCCCUAAGUUGAUUCAAAUGAUUGCCAUGCUGGUAGAACUGGAGGAUGUAGAUAUGUGUCGCAUGGCCCGUACCUGUCGCUAUUUUGCGGAGGCCAUUAUCCCACCCAAUUCCGGUGUCUGGAGGAGACGGUUCUUACAAAAAUACGAUCAUCCGCCGCCAGAUAAAUCUUCAGAAGAGGUUCGGGUGGAAUACAAAGUGCGCAGUAUUAUGUUGGCGCAAACACCUUCGUUUCGGGACGGGGAGGGCAGAAAGGAGAAACUGUGGCUCAGCGUCUUGACUACAUUAUUUGCUGAGUCAUACAAUACCCAACCAUCCCGGCAAGGUGACGAGAUGCGCGUUUCUAGAAACCGCGCUUGUAUCAAAAAGGCCAUCAGGAGUUCUGGCUUCCUCGAUCAGCCCAUAGUGGGCGAUGGCGCGAAUUCCUCACUCCCCCCUAGUAGGCCAUAUCUGGCCAUCCAACUGGCCGCGACAUAUCUAGUUCUGGAUAUCAACCAUUCCUUCCGCUCGCUGCGGACAGACUAUGAUCUGAACAUUGUAUAUCGAUGCGACUCAUCGACGCCUGACAUCCCCAUUAUUAAUGCAUCUAAUGAUGAAGAGAACAUUGACCUGUACCAGCUUCUCCAUAUCCGAAAUUUUUGGAAACGGCACCUGAGGAACCGGGAUGAGAAUACGUUCCAUAAAUCGUACCAUAACAUUCCGAAAAUUAUGAGGCCGAAGGCUUGGGAGGAGGGUCUUGGGAAUAAGGGCAGUCUGGGCACUUGUUGGUUAGGAUAUUAUUCAUGCAUUCACCCGCUCCCGAUCUCAUCCACCGACCUACAGGAAAGGCAGACAUGCGCAGACUUAAUGAGCCAUUGGGAAAGCACUUCUGCAUUGCUGCUGAAACUCCCCACACUCACCACCAACGCUUCUAUUUCUACAACAUGGUUCCCCCUCUUCAACGAAGCCUACCCUAUAAACACUAACGUCGAGCCCUCAUCCCGUACCUACUUCCGCGGCACCCAAUCGCUCAACCUCGAUCAGAACCACCACCACCACCACCACCACCACCACGACGCCCACGACGACGCCCAUGACAGCAACGACCAGCCCCACCCCAACUCAAUGCGGGGCUUCACUGAACCCUGUCCUGCCCAAGCCGGCAUUCCUGGCUGGCGUCGCAUAUGCUUUAUCAUUUAUGAAAUUAACCCGGAGUUUUUCGUCUCUGCUGCUGAUGACAAUGACAAUGGCGACGGCGGCGGCGGUGGCGGUGGUGGUGAGGGCGACGAGGAGGUGGAAGGAUGGUUGCCGUGGAGCUGGACUGCGGUGGAUUUUCUAUGGGCGUAUGGGUAUGAAGGGGUGAUUGUACCCGGGGGCGGCAUUAUGAUGGGUAGGUGGAGGAAUAUGAUGGUGGAGGCGGAAGUGGAGGAGGGACCGUUUGUAUUUUGGGUGGUUUGAUGUUUUUCUUUUUUUCUUUCUUUUUUCCUUUACGCUCGAUGAGCAGGGGAGAGGGGAUAGGGAAUAGACAAUUAGAUUUGGAUGCGGUAUGGGGUUUGGAAAGGGGAGAUUGACAGAAGGGUGGUUCAUCUAAGUAGUUCCCCUGAAAAUCCCAUUAUAUUUAUUCUUUAAGGGUAAAAGGGACCCCUUUCGCGGAUAGUCGCAAAAGAGAACAAGAAAAUAGAUAUAUUAACAUACAACAUACGCCCAACCUCAUUAGAAAAGAAAAAAAAAUACCGCUUUCGCAUCCCCAACUAAACUCAGUCCUCAAUAUCCUUCACCUUCUCCCACUGCCCCUUCAAACUCUCCUUCCACAAACUGACUUUAUUAUCCCCACCGCUGACAGCU
Messenger RNA from Blastomyces dermatitidis ER-3, 2719 nucleotides. RefSeq lists its product as hypothetical. The transcript is spliced from 4 exons. The record is from RefSeq and is a predicted model, not a curated record. Lineage: Eukaryota; Fungi; Ascomycota; Eurotiomycetes; Onygenales; Ajellomycetaceae. Gene Ontology annotation, molecular function: protein binding. The coding region runs from base 914 to 2332 and encodes 472 amino acids.